This is a messenger RNA of Dunckerocampus dactyliophorus (ringed pipefish), 4162 nucleotides long. RefSeq names its product solute carrier family 17 member 6a (gene slc17a6a). Gene Ontology annotation, molecular function: L-glutamate transmembrane transporter activity; neurotransmitter transmembrane transporter activity. Gene Ontology annotation, cellular component: excitatory synapse; synaptic vesicle membrane. The record is from RefSeq and is a predicted model, not a curated record. The coding region runs from base 462 to 2207 and encodes 581 amino acids. Lineage: Eukaryota; Metazoa; Chordata; Actinopteri; Syngnathiformes; Syngnathidae. The transcript has 12 exons. Gene Ontology annotation, biological process: regulation of synapse structure or activity; monoatomic anion transport; synaptic transmission, glutamatergic.
CAGAAUUGGAAUAGUGCGUGAAGAGAGGAACAUGAGGGGGCGGAGUUACAGACAGGUGGACUAGUCGCUCUCCGUCUGUGGUGCUGAAAUCUCCUUUCACUUUCAACCUGGACCUCCUGCACCUCUUUUCACAUUCUCCUCCAAAAUCCUUCCUCGAGAACUUUACACGGUCGUCCUUUUUAAUAUUGAUUCAUCAUCGGGUGGAUCUUAAAGAUGUCUGUUCGUGGAUUAAGACUGCGCAAGGCAAAAGCGGACUUACUGGAGCGCCUCUUUGUGACUGUGGAGGCAGUCUUUUCACACUGAGCGUCUUCCUGCUGCACCUUCUACAUCUGCUUCUUCCAAGCUCUUUUGGAUCGUCAAGGCAUUUUGUGGCUUAAGGAAACUUGAAUUAUUUGGAUUAUACUCAAAAUAUGCACAUACUUGCAUUUCUUCUAGAAUAGUGUAUAGUGAGCAUUUUGGAUAUGGAGGCUGGCAAUGAGAGAGCUAUUCCUACCUCUAAAGAGGGGUUGAAACAAAUAGCAGGGAAGGCUCUUGGAAGUCUGUACAGGCGGUUGGAGAAGCGGCAGCAGACAGGUGAGACCAUCGAGCUGACCGAGGAUGGGCGGCCCCAGGCGGAGCAGGGCCGCAGGGGGCCCCUGUGCGACUGUACGUGUUUCGGGCUCCCUCGCAGGUACAUCAUCGCCGUGCUCAGUGGCCUCGGCUUCUGCAUCUCCUUCGGCAUCCGCUGCAACCUGGGCGUGGCCAUCGUGAGCAUGGUGAACAACCGCACCGUCCACCAAAACGGGAAGAUCAUUAUUUUAGAGAAAGCAAAAUUCAACUGGGACCCUGAAACUGUGGGGAUGAUUCACGGCUCCUUCUUCUGGGGCUACAUCGUCACCCAAAUUCCAGGAGGAUAUAUUUCCUCCAGACUGGCUGCCAACAGGGUUUUUGGGGCUGCCAUUGUGCUGACAUCUACCCUGAACAUGUUCAUCCCCUCUGCCGCCCGCGUGCACUACGGAUGUGUCAUCUUUGUGAGGAUAUUACAAGGCUUGGUGGAGGGAGUGACUUAUCCAGCCUGUCACGGGAUCUGGAGUAAAUGGGCUCCUCCACUGGAAAGAAGUCGUCUGGCAACCAUCUCUUUCUGUGGGUCCUACGCUGGCGCUGUUAUAGCCAUGCCUCUGGCUGGAAUCUUGGUCCAGUACACUGGGUGGUCGUCGGUCUUCUAUGUGUACGGAACCUUUGGCUUGAUCUGGUACAUGUUCUGGAUCUUGGUCUCCUUCGAGAGCCCGGCCGAGCACCCGACCAUUACUGAGGAGGAGCGCCGUUACAUCGAAGAGAGCAUUGGUGAAAGCGCCCAGCUGAUGGGCGCCAUGGAGAAAUUCAAGACCCCCUGGAGGAAGUUCUUCUCCUCCAUGCCCGUCUAUGCAAUUAUUGUGGCCAAUUUCUGCAGGAGCUGGACAUUUUAUUUGCUGCUCAUCAGUCAGCCUGCAUACUUUGAAGAGGUGUUUGGCUUUGAAAUAAGCAAGGUUGGACUCUUGUCAGCGCUCCCCCACUUGGUCAUGACCAUCAUAGUGCCCUUAGGAGGCCAGUUAGCUGACUACCUGCGUACACACAACAUCAUGUCCACCACGAUGGUGCGCAAGAUCAUGAACUGUGGAGGGUUCGGUAUGGAGGCCACUCUCCUACUGGUGGUGGGUUACUCUCACAGUAAGGGGAUGGCCAUCUCCUUCUUGGUGCUGGCUGUGGGCUUUAGCGGGUUUGCAAUAUCAGGUUUCAAUGUCAACCAUUUAGACAUCGCUCCACGCUACGCCAGCAUCCUGAUGGGCAUCUCCAAUGGAGUUGGCACCCUGUCAGGGAUGGUCUGCCCUCUAAUCGUGGGGGCCAUGACAAAGAAUAAGACCCGGGAGGAGUGGCAGUAUGUCUUCCUGAUUGCCUCCCUGGUGCAUUAUGGGGGCGUAGUUUUCUACGGGCUCUUUGCCUCUGGAGAAAAACAACCAUGGGCCGACCCGGAGGACACCAGUGAAGAGAAGUGCGGCUUCAUUGACGAGGACGAGCUGGCUGAAGAGACAGGUGACAUCACGCAGGGUUACGGCGCUAUGGGCGGUCCGGCUAAAAGCUAUGGGGCCACGGCGCAGCUCAAUGGAGGUUGGGUGCAGGACUGGGAUAAGACGGAGGAGUAUGUUCAGGAACCAGCUGGAAAGAUGUACUCAGAGCGAGGCUACUCUUAGAGCAGAUGUCUGCAAAAUCAACAAUUGCACAAUUUAACAUUAGAUAGAUGAAUCCAUUCUGUGAAUUCUAGUUGUAUGGCUGCUCUAGUGUCCAACAGCCACUCGUCAUCACAUCUAUAUUCAGCGUAGAGACGUUGCAAAGCAAGCUGCAGGCGUAUGUUGUACAGUCGUUCUUUGGCACACAAACCUCAUCAGUUUACGGCAGUGGUUCUCAAUUAUUUUCUGUCAUGCCCCCCCAGGAGACAGAAAGGUUUUCACGCCCCCCUCGAUUUGCAAUACUAUUGAAAUUUGAUUUGUCUGUACUGUAAAGACUGAACUCGAAACCGACACCAGGAAAAUGCAACAAAAUGGGAGAGCCGUGAAGCACACAAAAGAGUCAACUUGCAUGCUGAGUACGAUAAAUUGAUACAUGUUGGCGGGUCCGCACUGACACUGAAAGUACUCCCUGUCUCUCACACCCCCGUCGACAGUUCGCCACACCCCCCUCAGGGGGGCCUGACCCACUAAUUGAGAAGCACUGUUUUUCAUGAACGACAUGAGCAACAUUGCACUGCAGCAGACCGUCACGCAAGGUCUCUCUCUGAUUGCACUGAAACUAUUACGAGAAUUCUAAAAAUCAGAUGAUAUUGUGUUUUAUGUACUGUAUAUACCUGUAUACUGUUUCUGUGAGACUAUUGUGGAUUUGGGUCGUUGAUCUGUGUGUAUCAUUGAUAUAAAAAGGCCAUAUUUUUCAUGGACAGUACCUUUUCAGGGAGACGUCCGCUUGCAAAAAAGGUCUUCUCUUUGUCCUCGAGCGAGGCCUGUAAUACUCUCUAGGGCGAGUGAACCUUAGGGCGCGUUUACACUUGUCAUGUUUGGUUCGGUUAAAACAAACUCUACGUUGGAAAUACUUGCAUUGUCUGCUCACUGUGUGACAAGGGCGCGCUUUAAAAUAAUAUUUUAUAAGGUUUUUGUGAAAUCUAAGCUUAUAGAUAUAGCCGAGUGUCAAAAUAACCAUCGUGUUCAACGUAGAAGAUGGCAUUUUGGUUUGGAAUAUUUCAGUUAUGUCACAUAAUAUGGUAUGAGCAUCCCAACCAAAUCCUUACUUUAUGAAUAUGUUCUUUACUGUGCAGCCUUUGGUCCCAUGACAAAAACACCAGUGUGAAUCGUGCGAAAGUGGUCACCGAGUAUCUUUUUUUAUUUGCGGUCCGGACCAGAGAACUGAACCCCAAGUGUGAACGCAGCCUUAGGAUCGUUGUGUGUGUUUGUUGCAUGACUUCGCUCUGAUCAAUGUUGAGAUGCGGCAUUGUCCUCAUUCAGUGUCCUGCUUGAUAGAUGAGAAAAAACCUCUCAAAACCAGACGGUAAUGUGAGACAAAUCCAAAGCCUUCAAGAGGGCGGUGGUUCAUCCAAGUUUGGUGUGCACUGCAAUAAACCCUGUGUAACGGCUGCUACCCAUCACCAUGUUCUGUUUUUGUAACGUAACCCUUGCUUGCUGUAUCUACCUGUUAUUGUUUUGGAGUCAUGUGACGCUCAACAAUAAGAUGUGUGUUUUUAAACAUUUACUCGUGUUCCGAGAGUACAGCUUUAGUGCUCAUGGUGCCGACUUUUGACAGUGAGGAAUGCAGUACUGUGUGUGGACAACUACCUUGGUGUUUCUUGCUUGUUCUCACCCAAGCUACUUUUAUGGACCAAUUUCAUUCAUAAAAGGCUCUUCCACUUGAAUUGAUUUGCUAUGCCCCCGCCCCCUAUUUGCUGUAUGAAAUCUGCAAGGAUGUUUAAAAUAUAUGAAUAUUUAAGAAUGUUGACGACGACCAAAAGAUAUUAUUAUGGCAUUGUGCCUGAAUUUGAUGUAUACAGAUAAAUGUGAUUUGGAUCAAAUAUUGUGUUUAACAAAGAGGUAUGUUGAUGUUGAAAAGUGCUAUAAAAAUGCUCAAUUUAUAUAUAUAAAAAAAAAACAACCCAAAAGUUAUGCUU